Messenger RNA from Salvia splendens (bonfire salvia), 1708 nucleotides. RefSeq names its product adenylate isopentenyltransferase 3, chloroplastic. The record is from RefSeq and is a predicted model, not a curated record. Gene Ontology annotation, biological process: cytokinin biosynthetic process; tRNA modification. NCBI's taxonomy places the organism in Eukaryota, Viridiplantae, Streptophyta, Magnoliopsida, Lamiales, Lamiaceae. The coding region runs from base 497 to 1444 and encodes 315 amino acids. The transcript has a single exon. Gene Ontology annotation, molecular function: tRNA dimethylallyltransferase activity. Gene Ontology annotation, cellular component: mitochondrion.
CGAAUAAACAAGACAUUAACUUAGUAAUCUAAUUUGCUAUCACAAAUUGAUGCGAAUCAUUCUAAUUUUUGAUUGAUAACAUCUUCGAUUAAAGAUGAUAUGCAACAGAAUAAUCAGAGAACAACUGCUAGAUGUACGAUGUACAUGCUUCCCGUCGCGGUCAGAAUCUUAAAAAGACAAAAAAAUGCAGGGGUGGAGAAUCAUUUAUGAAAAAAGUAUGAAUCAACUUGUAGUUGACUAUGAUCGAUUAGAAAGGGCACUUAAUGUAGGUUUCCUCCUUCCAUAAAUACUGCCCCAUUUUGCCAUUCAAAAUUUGUGCAGAAAGAGAAACAAACACACCCCAACACAUUCUCGAGCCGCCGCAUCUCAAACAUAAUUCUAUUUUCAAAUACAAUUACGAUUUUCUCCUCGUAAAAGGGGUUCUAUUUUUCGAGUGCGGCCAAGGGCUCUUUCGUCAUUUCGAAAUAAGAGAUAUUAUAUUUUUUGAUUUAAAAAAAUGAAAAUAUCAUUCUCAGCAUCCAAUCAAAUACUGCCCUCUCUACACAUACCUCAGCUCAUCCGCCGCGCUCCGCCGAAGGAGAAGGUGGUGGUGGUGCUCGGCGUCACCGGCGCCGGAAAAUCGCGCCUCUCGAUCGACCUCGCCACUCGAUUCUCCGCGGAGAUCAUCAAUUCCGACAAAAUGCAGGUCUACCAAGGGCUCGAAAUCACCACCAACAAAAUCACCGACGAGGAGCGCCGCGGCGUGCCGCACCACCUCCUCGGCGUCGCCGAUCCGGAAUCCGACUUCACCGCCGCGGAUUUCCGCGCGAUGGCGUUGAUCUCGCUGCGGUCGAUCCACAGCCGCCGCCAGCUCCCGAUCGUCGUCGGCGGAUCGAACUCGUUCGUGGAGGCGCUCGUCGAUUCCAGCUUCCAAUCGCGCUACGAUUGCUGCUUCCUGUGGGUGGACGCCGCGAUGCCGGUGCUCCACUCGUUCGUCUCCGAUCGCGUCGAUCGGAUGGUGGAGAGAGGGAUGAUUGAAGAAAUUAGGGCUUUUUUCCGGCCAAACGCCGACUAUUCGCGCGGGAUCCGCCGCGCGAUCGGCGUGCCCGAGCUCGACCAGUAUUUCCGGAUCGAAUCGGAGUGCGGCGGCGAGGAGGCUCGCGCUAGGGCUCUCGCGGCGGCGAUCGACGCGAUCAAGAUGAACACGAGCAGGCUCGCGUGCCGGCAGCUGGAGAAGAUCCGCCGGCUGAGGAACACCAGAGACUGGCGAAUGCACCGCCUCGACGCGACGGAGGUGUUCAGGAAGCGCGGCGGGGAGGCGGAGGCGGCGUGGGAUAGCGUGGUGGCGGAGACGGCUGAAUUGAUAGUGAGUCGAUUCUACUACGAUUCGGAGGCGGAUGUUUACGGCGGCGUGGUGGCGAUGAGGAGCGGCGCGCGGCCGAUGAUGGCGGCGACGGCGUCUUAAUUGGGCGGCAAAUGUUGUUAUGAAUUUUCUGGUGACAGUUUUGGGAAUAUUUACAAUUUUGUCCCGGCAUUAUAUACUUGCCCAUAUAUGUGUAAUAAUGAGAAUCACUCAAUUACCCCCUUUAUUUCUGCCAACCGAAAUAAAAGUAAUUUCUGCAUUACUACCUCCGUCCCACAUUAAGUGUCACACUUACAGUGAGCACGAGUUUUAAGAAAUAUAAAGAAAAGUGAGUUGAAUAAGUUAGUGGAUUAUGGAUUUCACUUA